Spodoptera frugiperda (fall armyworm) is the source of this 1117-nucleotide messenger RNA. RefSeq names its product 23 kDa integral membrane protein. Lineage: Eukaryota; Metazoa; Arthropoda; Insecta; Lepidoptera; Noctuidae. Gene Ontology annotation, cellular component: membrane. Bases 86 to 829 code for a protein of 247 amino acids. The record is from RefSeq and is a predicted model, not a curated record. The transcript has 5 exons.
AUGCAUCUCAUUUUUCAGUGUACUUAUUCGAUUCGGUCCAUGUCUACAUGUGUAAAGGUUUAAAAAAGUUUUCAAGUUCGUAAAAAUGACUUUCAAUUUUGAUUUUAAAGUUCCUAAAGUUUUGAAGUCUGUGAAAUACUCGUUGGCGGCUGUUAAUGGAGUGUUUUUGCUGACAGGCUUGGUGCUGAUCAUCGUGGGUAUAACAGCGUUGGUGGCAUUCAACCAAUAUGAACCACUACUCACUAACAGGUUCUUCAACGUAUCAAGCUUCGUGAUAUCUACCGGCGUCAUCAUUAUUCUGGGGUCAGCGCUCGGAUUCUACAGCGCCAUAUCGCAGAAGUUUUACUUUGUUGCUGGGUCCGUCUUACAGUAUGUGGUGCUACUCCUGGUGGUGCUGAUCUUCGAGGUCUCCAUGAUCAUCACUGCCUUCAAUCUCACGAAGAAUGUGCUGAGCGAGAUCCGACCGGUGAUGGCUCAGUCGCGAUUGACGUACGGAACUAAUAUCAACGUCAAUAUGCUGUGGGAUCAUCUUCAGAUGGAUUUCGAAUGCUGUGGCGUUGGAGGACCAGCAGACUAUCAGCUGACUCAGAUCCCAGUCUCAUGCUGCUACAUAGAGUACGGCACCGUAUCUCCCUUCGAGUGUGGAAGCAAUGCCUACUCCGUUGGAUGUGCGGUUCCUCUAGCAGAAUGGCUGACCUUCAAGACUAAUCUCAUGGCUGUGACUGCCGUGGUCCUCUGUUGUGUGCAGGUCAGUAAUGUACUACUCUCACUAAUGGGCGGCUACUUAGCUUACAGAUCGAAGUUUGAAGUUGUCGAGUUGGAGUCUUAAGUUAGUUAGUUUAAGGAUUAGAUUUUAAGAACUAAAUAUUAUGUAGGUAUAUUUAUACAGUGCCUUCUACGAUAGCUAAUGAGAUAUUAUCUAAAAUUAGAGACAAGAUUGAAUUGGUCUAAUGACUUUUUAAGGACCCUUGCAUUUCUGGGACCGUUUUCAGUAUAUUACGUUAUUGUGAUUUGAAACGGUACCUAGAUAUUAAUUGCACCGAAGUAUGUAAAGUUUUUCAAUAAUGAAAUAUCCUGAAAAGUAAAUAUACGAGAGUUGUAAAUGUCAAUUUUUAAU